AUGGCACUGGGACCGGCACCGGCACCGGCACUGGCACCGGCUUCGGAACGGGUCUUCGCCGUGCCCGAACUCCUCGAAAACAUCCUUUCGAAGGUUAACAAGACUUAUCUUCUCGUCGACAUGCAGCGGGUAUCUAAACAUUGGAAAGCCGUCAUCGAGGGAUCGCCUAAAUUUCAGAAGGCCUUAUUCUUUCGCGCAAGCUCUACCUCUAUGACCCCGUACAGGAGAUACAUCAAGAAUCUCAAGUUGGCGUCCGUCGCCCGGCCGUUCUUCAGCGUAGCACUUUUUCAACGCUAUGACUCCGAAGACAAACAGUCUAGUCACAUUUGGAUGAAGGAUAUCGUCUGGCACUUCGACUCUGAUGUCAAACCAAAAUGGCUAGUCAAAGACGCUUCUUGGCGCAAAAUGUUUGUGUCUCAGCCACCUAUCAAGAGACUUCAUUGGGAAAUUCAAAGAGACGACCAGGAGAAUCACGGACUAUCCUUGCCUGGAACCAUAGCAGAGCUUGAAUUCCCAGAAGGAUUACGGAUGGGUGACUACUACGACCUCAUCCUUGGCACUAGGGGCACCCACGAAGUCGUAUGGCCGAACGUGUUUGGGAGGGUCCUGAGCCGUGCCGACGGGAGUGAUCCGACUCGGCGGAUGGAAUACAAGAACGGGGGAGCGAACGAGAAACAUGCGAUCCUGGUCAAGCAGCAUGUAUUUCCAGAUGAGGAGCACCCGACCCCCAGCCGGGAUGACUAUUGGAAUCCCACAGACCUUCAGAAAUAUCACAAGAACAUUCGUAUGGUGAAGGGGCUGGAUGUCAAGACGACAGAUGGGACUGUGACUUGGAGCUACAAAUGGCUGGGAAAUGACAGCGCCUCGGGUAUGAGGAUGUUCCUUCGCGCGGCGCAAGAAUGGAUCCCCGAAGUUGACGACUACUAUUAUUAA
This is a messenger RNA of Daldinia loculata, 933 nucleotides long. RefSeq lists its product as uncharacterized. Lineage: Eukaryota; Fungi; Ascomycota; Sordariomycetes; Xylariales; Hypoxylaceae. The transcript has a single exon. Bases 1 to 933 code for a protein of 310 amino acids. Gene Ontology annotation, molecular function: protein binding. The record is from RefSeq and is a predicted model, not a curated record.